Molecule: messenger RNA, 5241 nt
Organism: Triticum turgidum subsp. durum (durum wheat)
Lineage: Eukaryota; Viridiplantae; Streptophyta; Magnoliopsida; Poales; Poaceae
Source: the annotation of a GenBank genome assembly
AUGAGCCGAUCUCGGAACUCCGUAUGGCACCCAAGCCCAAGCCAUUGGAGAAGCAAGCCCAACACAGUUCUGGCUGGGUCUGAGAGAUCACCCAAGCGAAUCAACGUCCAGAGUUCAAACCGAUGGCUUGAAUUUGUCAGUAAAAUGAUACAAAGGGGACACCGGCCAGAUAAUAUCCAGAUUAGCGGAUUGCCUGCUGCCUCCUACCCACACUACACAAGAAGGAAACAAACUCUAGAGAUCUUCAGAGAGCAAACAAUGGCGGACUUCGCGCUUGGGUUGACCAAGACGGCGGUGGAGGGGACACUGAGCAGGGUCCAGUUGGCGAUCGAUGAAGAGAACAAGCUGAGGGUGACGGCGAAGCAAGAUCUGCGAUACAUCACAGCCGAAUUCCAAAUGAUGCAGUCCUUCCUUAAGGUCGUCAACAAAGAGCGCGCUAAUAAUGAAGUGGUGAAGACCUGGGUGAAGCAGCUCCGAGACCUUGCCUUCGAUGUCGAAGACUGCGUUGAGUUUGUUGUCCACCUGGACAACAACAACACGACCUUGAUCUGGUUGUGGCGCCUGGUGCCAUCCUGCAUGGCACCACCUCGGACUCGGGAGCUGGACAGGGCAGUCGCUGAGUUAAAGCAGCUGAAGGCGAGGGUCGAGGAGGUAAGCCAGAGAAACACACGCUACAACCUCAUCAGUGACUCCGGCUCCCAAGCCAAGACCACCACGCCAACCGAGCAGGCCGCCCUGGUCACCACCAACCCAUCAGCAUUCCACAUGCUAACUGAGGUCUGGGAGGCUGCUGGGAAGCGACGCGGCAUGAGUGACCUACAGGAGUUGAUCAUGGGUGAAGGCAGUGACCUUCAAACAAUCUCCGUAUGGGGAAGUUCAGCAGCUGAUCUUGGGACAACGUCCAUUUUUAGCAUGCUGUAUGGUGACCCAGGAAUCUGCCGAGCAUUCAAAAGACGAGCAUGGGUAAAGUUGACGCAUCCUUUUAAACCUGAUGAGUUCAUCAAGAGCUUGCUGACUCAGUUCUAUGUGAGCUCUCACCAAAAAAACAUUGCCGUGGACCGUCUCACGGAGGCUGAGCUCAUGCAGCAAGUGAAUGCACACAAGUAUCUCAUCAUUCUAGAAGAAGUAUUCAGUGUGGUGGACUGGGAUGCCAUCCGAGUGUGCCUGCCGGACAAUGAGAAUGGCAGCCGAAUCAUUGUGUUGACAAAGCAAUUAAGGACUGCACUUUUGUGCACAGGGGGGCCAUACAAAGUUUCAGAGCUCAGGAGAUUCUCCGAUGAUCAAUCUCUUUGUGCCUUUUCCAAGAAGGUAGGGCGUCAGAGUGGUAUGCGAGAUCUUAUUUGGCAAAUAAGGUGUCGUAGUGUGAUUUCGGUAUGGGGGCUUAGCAAUGACAAAUCAACACUCAUCAAUAAAGUGUACACUAGCAUAGUGUAUAAGUGUAGACAAUUCGAGGGGGUUGAAUUUCAACGACACAGCUGGGUCAAUGUACCCGCUCCUUUCAAUUUGGAGGUUUUCUCUCGGCGCUUACUUGUAAGUUUUCGUUCAGAAGAUCUCCAAGCUGAAGAAAUUGCGGUGGUUAGUAUGAUGGGAGAGUGUGUCUUAACUCAAGAGUGUUGCAAGUUUCUGCGUGAAGACGAUUGCCUCGUCGUUAUUAAUGGUUUGCAGUCCACACAUGACUGGGACUUGAUAAAAGCUGCCUUCUUGUCUGAGCCUAUUAAAGGAUGUAUUCUUAUCAUUACAAAUGAAUCAAGUGUUGCCACACAUUGUGUAGAGGAGGAAGAUGGAGUUCUCAACAUCAAAGAUUUGGAAGCUGACAUUAUGCUUCGCCCCUUGAUAAAGGGUUGGAGAACUGGAGGGAAGGAAGCUACUCACAGGGAUUUCCUUUUCUCCAUCAGAUUGGGAGAGACACGUGAAUGGUUCACAAAAUUUGGAAACAUGCAUGGGGAACAAAGGAAGGACCUUUGGUUCCAAUUAGACAAUCCUGGUGUGAUCUCGUUGUGGGGACCUGCUGGUGCUGGGAAAUCAACUCUCAUAAGAAUCGUGUACUAUUAUCUAAUGUUUAGAACUGAUGCUUAUCGGCAGUUGGAAUAUCAAGAGAGAAUGGUUCACCUGGAAGGGAAAAUUGCAAAGUUUAGUUGGGUUGAUGUGCCGCAUCCUUUCAAUUUGAAAGACUUCUCUUGGCGCUUGUUAUUGAAUUUUCAUUCAGGUGAUCUUCAGGCCCAAAAAAAUGCAGCAGUUGGUAUGAUGGAAGGCCAAGACCCAAUUAAGGAGUGCUCUAAGUUUUUGCAUGAAGACAAAUGUGUCAUCGUUAUUGAUGGUCUACGGUCCACUGAUGAUUGGGAUUUGAUAAAAGCUGCCUUAUUAUCUGAUCCAGUUACCAGCCAUAUUAUUGUCAUUACAAAUGUUGCAAGUGUCGCCAUGCAUUGUGUAGACGAGGGAGAUCGAGUGAUCAAGAUCAAUUGUCCAGAAGCUGACAUGGCCCUUGAUCCCCCAAUAAAGGGUUGUGCUUCCCGCGUAUUCUCCAACAGGAGUGCAGAGGCACUUAACUUUAUCAACACAUUUAGACUUCUUGGGUGUCAGGAUCGAUCAGCUGAUGAGCUUCUCCGCCGUUUAGAUUCCCCAGGCCCUAGUGUGACCUCAUUGUGGGGAAUUGCUGGUGUUGGGAAAUCAGCUGUGGCAAGAAGUCUGUACUGCCACGUGAUGCUUGGACUGGAGCAAAAUUUCAAGUGUAGCCUCGCUGGUCCCAUAACGGAAUUUACAAUGUGCAGCUGGGUAGACGUGCGUCAUCCAUUUAAUUUGACAGACUUGUCUUGGCAUUUGCUCCUGGAUUUUCAUUCAGAUGAUCUUCAAGCUAAGGAAAAGGCAGCAAUUGGUAUCUUGGAAGGGCAAGAUCCUGUUCAAGAGUGUCGCAGAAUUAUGUGUGAGUACAGAAGUCUUGUUGUUCUCGAUGGAUUACGUUCCAGAGAGGAUUGGGACUUGAUAAAAGCCACCUUCUUACCCGAUUCUACUAAUGCAUGUAUCAUCGUAAUUACAAAUGAAGCAAGUGUGGCUACACAUUGUGUAGAUAAUAAGGAAGAUCGAGCGGUCAAUGUCAAAGGUCUUGAAGCUGACAUGACGCUCGUUCUCUUCAAACAGAUAAUAAAGGAUGGGAUGGAAUUUACUCCUGACGAGAUGGAGCUCUCCAGAGUUACCUUAGGCAGAUGUGGUGGGAUUCCUAAAGUUAUUGCUACUAUAGGCCAACUCUUCACCAAAGAGAAUGCCAGGUACUGGUCUAUGUCAGCCACAGAUUUGUUGGAGUUUAUAAACGAUGACUUUAUGAGCAAGUUGGAGACCCAUGAUUGGUUUCACAGUUUAAGGGGUCUAUUUUCUUGGAUGCAGUCCUACUUUGACGGUUGCUCAGAUUCCCUCAAGCCAUGCAUUUUCUAUCUGUCAAUCUUCCCUCCAGACCACAAGAUAAGGCAGCGGCAUUUGUUGAGACGGUGGAUUGCAGAGGGUUAUUGCAGGGACACAUAUAGUGGUACUGCAGAGGAGAAUGGGAAGAUAUUGUUCUUGGAACUCAUCAGCUUGAGCAUAAUCCAACAAUGUCAGAAGGAACAGAAGUACCUAUACCAAGUCAAUGGUUUCUUUCAUGAAUACAUCAUUUCACGGCCAAUGGAGGACAAUCUUGUCUUCGCACUGGAAGGGAAUUGCAGCCCGAACUCGCAACAUGCAGGUCAACAUCUCACCAUAAGGGAGGACUGGGACAGGGACGAGGCAGUAUUUAGGAGCAUGGACUUCUCACAUCUGCGGUCCUUGACUGUGUUUGGGGAGUGGAUGCCAUUCUUCCUCUCUUCCAACAUGAGUCUACUUCGGGUGUUAGAUUUGGCAGACACAUCAGGUAUACUAGAUGCUGACCUUGAGCAGAUCGUGAAGGUGCUACCUCGUCUUAAGUUUCUCUCUCUGCGAGGAUGCAAAGAGAUAAGCCAUCUACCAGAAUCUAUCGGUGGCCUGAGGCAGCUGCAAACUUUGGAUGUCAGAGACACCUCAAUAGUCAAGCUACCAUUGUGUGUCAUCAAGCUACAGAAGUUGCAAUACAUUCGUGCUGGCACCAUCAUAUCAUCAGAUGAAGGUGAUGAAUCUGUUGCAAGUGUACCAACAACAAACGUAGAACAAACAUCAUUGCCACCGGAGGGCAGUGAUGACAUGGUCACAACACUACCGGAAACAACAGAGGAGGUUCAGAUAUCAACACCACCUGAAGGUAGUGAUGGCGUGGUCACAACUCUACCGGAAACUACAGAGGAGAUUCAGACAUCAACACUACCAGAAACGAGAAGAGAGGUUCAGACAUCAGCAUCACCUGAGGGCAGUGAUGACAUGGUCACAGCACUAACGGAAACACGGUUGUCAUGGAGCUGCCGGCCAUGUAGUUUGGUGUCUAGCUGGUUAUUCAAGUUGCGCAGACGCCGACUUGAUAAUGAUGGUGUUGAGGUUCCUGAAGGGAUUGGGAGCAUGACGGCCUUGCAUACUAUUGGUGUUGUCAAUGUCAAUAUUCCUAAUGGAAAGGCAAUCCUAAAGGAGCUUAAGAAGGUUACACAACUACGCAAGCUCAGUGUGUCUGGCAUAAACGGGCAAAACAUACAAGAAUUGUGUAAUUUCAUAUCCGGUCACAACCAUCUGGAGUCCUUGUCAGUGCGACUCGAUAAGCAUAAGGAUAAGGAUAAGGAGGGGUUAUUUGCUUGUUUCAGUGACAUGAUUUCCCAGCCACCCAAGACCCUAAAGAGCCUUAAGCUGUACGGGCAUGUAAACAAACUGCCAAUUUGGAUCAAACAGCUUGAUAAUCUCACGAAGUUCGAUCUUGAGUUGACUAUACUAUUGCCAGAGGACAUGCACUUCCUUGGUGAAUUGUCAGAUGCAUAUUUCAUACGCCGCCUUUGUGUCAAGCCAAUUCAAGACGGUGAACUCCAUUUUAGCACCCUGGGACAUGUUCUCUUUUGGACAUUACAGGUCCUAGAGAUCGAUUGCACCUCCAAGUUACUGGUAACUUUUGUAGAUCAUGUGAUUCGGACAACUGAGGUGCUGAAGAUUCACUGCUCUGGUGGGGCGUCCUUGCAGAUUUCUGGACUAGAGCAUCUAGCUAGUCUCAAAGAAGUGUGGCUGAAGGGUUCCUACAGCGACGAACUCGCGCAAGAGUUGCAACAGCAACUUUCCGAGCAUGCAAAAAAACCUGUCUUGAAGCUAGUGCAGCGACGCUCGUCCUGA